This is a messenger RNA of Drosophila montana, 2113 nucleotides long. RefSeq lists its product as uncharacterized. The transcript has 3 exons. Lineage: Eukaryota; Metazoa; Arthropoda; Insecta; Diptera; Drosophilidae. The coding region runs from base 651 to 1982 and encodes 443 amino acids. The record is from RefSeq and is a predicted model, not a curated record.
GUUUAGUCGACACAAUAUAUUCCGUACCAAAUUGACAGUUGUUAUUGUUUCCAAGUGUUGUUUUAAAAGGAAGAUCUAAAAGGCUGCUGCUGCCUAGCCAUCCGGUGAGCAAGUACUCCUGAUGGUGUGCAUUCGAUGCCUGCCCAGGCCUGAAGCUGCUCACGUGUCCGGUGGCAGAACAUGCCGAGUCCACGCUUUACCCGCUGCUUUAAAGGUAUCUUGGAUGUCGUCCAUGAUACAGAGAAGAUAAGAGCUGCUCAUAUUGUACUAGCUUCAAACAUUCCAACAACUAUUACGGGACUGUUAUAUCACCAGCAAUAUUUACACAGUUGCAACUAUAUAAAUAUGAUCCAAAUUGUAAUAGAGUUCUGCUUAUAGUAGUAUCAGAAUAUCCACUAAUAGCUUCACAACUACCUAACGGGGCCUAUAAUAUGUAGCAAGAAAUCAACAUUUAUUAACUGGAGAUAUGGAAUUAUAUCAGCUGAUGGUCGAGUACUUAUUACAUUAUACAUAUAUCUAGCAGACGGAAUCAAAGAUUAUUAAAAAUAUAUCACUGUCCGAAAGCCCAAUCAACUUUCCGGAAAAUACAACUAGCUACGAUAUUCAAUAACAAUGAAAAUUAAGAUCCACCAAACCAAAAACCAGAUCAGAUGCAUCGACUGCGUGAAAAGCUUCAACGUUCGAGUGAAAAUGCUACAGAAAGCUCGCUGGCAUGGCCGUUCUGCGAGCGGUGCUGCGGAGAGAGACGGCAGCAACGGCAAGAGCAGCAGCAGCCUGGCAUCGUAGCUUUUUAUCGCUCGUGCAUGGAUUCAGUAUCUGAUUUGUCGUCGUAUCGUUUUGUCUCCGAUGAAGAGGAAGCCAAUGAUAAUGUUGUUGAUGCUAAUGAUGACGUUAGUGUUGGCUCGCUGUCGCUGCCGUGUGUAGAAAUAGAACAAAAGAAGUCAAAAACAUCAACUAUAGCACAAUACACAAAAACAUCGGCAACGAAUAAGGCCUCAAAAGUUGAGGUGCCGCACGCGUCAGCAUUUUCUCUACCGGAUGAUAUUCGCAGUGUGUUACCAAUAAUUCGUGGUUGUAAUAAUAACAAAGUUAUUUUGCGGCAGACACAGGAGCAGCAUUUACUAAAGGUCUCUACAUCUUUUAGAAAAAAUCAUGCUCCAAUUGGGCAUAGUCCUAAUGACUCGUGCCGUUGUAGCAGGGACUAUAAUUUUAGACCUUAUUUACGUUGUGGUCGUCGGAAUCCACAACCAGUGCAGCCCAAACCCAAAUCUCGCCCUCGAAUUUGCUUUGGAGUGACCGCUUGCGGUAGCAAUCAUAUCGUCGAGCCUGCACUAAAAAUACCCCGAUUGGAAAGGUGUCAAAAGCAUCGACAUGUCCACCCAUUGAGUUGUGUGCCGCUUAAAAAACCAUUGGUGUUGACAAAUACUCAUUUUCUAAGACGUGGACCCAGAAGCUGCUCAGAUUUAAAAUACAUUUACUCAUACGGUAACGGCUGCACGCAAGUGACAGCUGAAAAUAGCUCUGACUCAACGUCGCGUAAGAAAUUGCAAUGGAAAUCAACAUGCAUACUACGCUACGAUCGUAAUGAACAUCUUAAAAAAGACUUUAAUCAAAAGAGAAACUCGGAACAAAAACAGAGGCUGAAAACAGCAGGGGAAACAGGAAAUUUAUCAACAAGCUAUUUGGCUGCCACAAUAAAUAGGGACGAAACAAGUGAAUAUUUCAAUAUAGCACGGCGAUUUAAAAAUGAAGAAAGUAAAUAUAUUGACUCUUAUAAAAGGCUAAAGUCGAACGGGUUUGAUUUAUCGAAAUCAUAUAGAACCAAAGCUAAAUUAAAAAUAUCUGACGAUAGUGCUGUCCAUAUAGAUUUAAAUUCACCAGAUGAACCAAUUACAAAUCGUAGCGAAAAGUCAUUGUUUUUUCAUAAUUUUGAUAAGAGCUGUUCCCAAUCGAACAUUUCCUCUAAUAUUUCGUUGCAUUGAACCUUCGCCAGCAUAUCGGUGGAUAAUUUAAGAUAUACCAACUGUUUCAAAGUGAAAAACUCAACACCUCAGCAUACAAACACUCCACUGCAAAUCAAGCAUCUUCCAAGUAUUCAAACUUUUGACAAUUC